GUGAUGGACGGGCGCGCGGGCGCUAAGACCGCAAGGCGCUCGUCCCCUCCGCCGGCCACGGACGCCGGGAGGUGCGCGGCACAGCCGGAGCUCAGAGAACACGUAGCGACCCCGAAGAUCAGCCCCAAUGAACAUGUCAGUGUUGACUUUACAAGAAUAUGAAUUUGAAAAGCAGUUCAACGAGAAUGAAGCCAUCCAGUGGAUGCAGGAGAACUGGAAGAAAUCUUUCCUGUUUUCCGCUCUGUAUGCUGCCUUUAUAUUUGGCGGUCGGCACCUAAUGAACAAACGGGCGAAGUUUGAAUUGAGGAAGCCAUUAGUGCUCUGGUCUCUGACCCUCGCAGUCUUCAGUAUAUUCGGUGCUCUUCGAACUGGUGCUUACAUGAUGUACAUUCUGAUGACCAAAGGCCUGAAGCACUCAGUCUGUGACCAGAGUUUUUACAACGGGCCCGUCAGCAAAUUCUGGGCUUACGCGUUUGUGCUAAGCAAAGCGCCAGAACUAGGGGACACAAUCUUCAUCAUUCUGAGGAAACAAAAGCUCAUCUUCCUGCACUGGUACCACCACAUCACUGUGCUCCUGUACUCCUGGUACUCCUACAAAGACAUGGUGGCCGGGGGCGGCUGGUUCAUGACCAUGAACUACGGCGUGCAUGCAGUAAUGUACUCCUACUAUGCGCUGCGGGCCGCGGGCUUCCGCGUGUCCCGGAAGUUCGCCAUGUUCAUCACCCUCUCCCAGAUCACGCAGAUGCUGAUGGGUUGUGUCAUCAACUACCUAGUCUUCUACUGGAUGCAGCAGGACCACUGUCACUCUCACUUUCAGAACAUCUUCUGGUCUUCACUCAUGUACCUCAGCUACUUCGUGCUCUUCUGCCAUUUCUUCUUUGAGGCCUACAUUGGCAAAAUGAGGAAGACCGCCAAGGCUGAAUAGUGAUGAAGCCGAGGAGGAAGCCACAGCUCAGGGUCAUCCAGAAAACUAACAGACAAAAGAAAAUGGCACAAGGAAUCACACAUGGUGCAGCUACAACAAAAACAAAACACACGAGCAGACACAAACCCCGAGGCAACUUAGGGAUAAUUAGGUUGACUUAACCCAGUAAGUUUAUGAUCCUUUAUGGGUGAGGACUCACUGUGCGCACGUCCAUCUCAAAGCACUGCUGCUGGGAGACCCCACUCCCCAUCCCUGACCUGUCAGCGCUAGGACAAAUGACAACACAAGAUCCCUAGGCAGAGACUCAGAGAAAGCAGGCAAAGGCUGUCAACACUAUGGGGGAAUAUGUACCUACCAUGAGCAAAUGUCUCACUGAGGAUGAAACAAUUUCACUUUCAAAGCUGUGCGAGCACACACAUACACACACACACGCACACACACACCCUUUCCAGUCCUUUGAACAGAGAAAACUGGAGCCAGUAGAAAAGAGUAACAGAAGAGACACAGGGUCUGUAUCUAGAACAGUAAUGCUUUUGCAGAAAUCCACCCCUUUUACAGAAAGGUUAGCCAUUGUAGCUCCACGAGAGAUGUCUUAAUCUUUUUAUUUCCACUAGAAAAUAGAUUGAUAUUUCCCCUCCACUGCACAGCCUCAGGCUGGUGAGUUUGCCAAAACCACAUGGGGUUCAUCCAAUCCUUUUCGGGGCCGCCCAGACCCACACCAGAGCAUUCCAGCAAUUUCUACUCUGAGGUAAGAGGGGAAGCGUUUGCUUGCCCCAGACUUGAAGGCAAGAGCAAAUGCGGAAAUGAAACCCCACCUGACGACGCCGUGAACGCGGUGUCAGUCCUGUCCAGAGCAAGCAAGCUCGACCUCCGGGCUGGAAGAGACCAGAGACGAUGGGAAGAAAAGCCGGAGAACGUGCUGUACACGGACAGUAUUUAUGCCCUUUCCUCCGUGAUUUCACACACGCUUCUGCUUCCAAAUGAAGCCCUGCUGGAUGGUCCAUGUUUUUUAUAUUUUUGUGAGUUGCAAAAAGAAGCAUACAGGGUUCUGCCUGAGUUGGAAAGGACACUGUGUCCCUGCAACAUCUGCAUUAGCUGUCCAAGCAAUGCAGAGGCGUUGAAAGCGCCCCCUGCUGGCUGAUAGAGAGACUGCAACCAGUGCACACUAAUGGACCACAGAGCCCCGUACACGAAUCCUUCAAAUUUUAAGAUAUUGGACACCAUCCUGUCUUUGGCCAACUACAAAGACAUCUUUCCUGCUUCAAGUGAGCGUCAAGAAAAAAUUUUUAAAAAGGACUUUUGCUCUGAAACUCAGAAAAUCAAUUUAUUAAGAGCCAUAUUCUUUUAACAAAAAAAGCUAGAUUAUAUUAUCUAUAAUAUUUCAGGCCUCUACAAGCCAAAUAAAUGUGUCAAUGUUACUAGUAUUUCAAAGAAGCAAUUAUGUAAAGUCGUUCAAUGUGAUAUAAUAGUAUUCUAAUUGGUUAAGUAGCUUAAUGAUUAGGCGAACUAGAUGAAAAGAUUAGGGGCUACUACACUGCAUAGAUUACACAUAAGUAACCACACAUUAUGCACACACAAGUGGGGUUCAGUGAACCUUAAAGCCCAAAUAAAUAGGAACACAUUUUCUGUCUAGCAGAAACUGUUGUUUAUCUUUCUUGCUUUGAGA
This is a messenger RNA of Octodon degus (degu), 2591 nucleotides long. It is a transcript of the gene Elovl6, whose product is annotated as ELOVL fatty acid elongase 6. Gene Ontology annotation, cellular component: endoplasmic reticulum membrane; endoplasmic reticulum. The record is from RefSeq and is a predicted model, not a curated record. NCBI's taxonomy places the organism in Eukaryota, Metazoa, Chordata, Mammalia, Rodentia, Octodontidae. The coding region runs from base 128 to 925 and encodes 265 amino acids. Gene Ontology annotation, biological process: sphingolipid biosynthetic process; fatty acid elongation, saturated fatty acid; fatty acid elongation, monounsaturated fatty acid. The transcript is spliced from 5 exons. Gene Ontology annotation, molecular function: fatty acid elongase activity.